CGUGCGUCUCGGCCGAUAAGGUCCGAUUCGGCUUGCCCUCUACUCUCAUUGUCUGGCCUUGUAGUUUCCAAUGCACACUUUCCCGUUUAUCCUCAAGAUUUGGAGCACACUUGGGCCGCUGUACAGUAGCUCGUGAAUCACGGCCUCCUUUGCCGACGGUAGAACCUCGACGCCGUACAAUGGGAAAGAGGACGCCGCUCAUUUGUCGCCAAGGAGUGCAUUCCAGGGGCCGAAUCUGCACACGCACAAAGGCGUGAUGACCCUUCCUUUCGUCAUGUCUGGCCACAUGCGGCCGUCCAAGCCAAAUGCGACUCGAUGGAAUACCGCGUCUCCGAGUGCAUCUCACCUUUAAUGCCCUGCAUUGCUGGCCACGGCAUGCGACCCUCCAGGGUGCACAGCUCCCAAUCUAUCCCUCUCUCAUUCUCCGCACCCAAAAGCGGUCUAAUCUUGGUGUGCCAUGGCAACGUGAGCGUCUUCUCUCAACUGAUGCCCGACGCUCAGCGCCGGAAUAGGUCGUUAAUGGCCAUGCUGUGCCAGUUCAUCGCGGUGGUACGACUCGUAUUUGGGAUUUACGAGGUGCUCAGCAAUGUGCACCGUGAAUUGCGCUACGGUUUUGGUUAGAAUGUGCGAUGGGGGAAUGGUACAAAAGCUGGAGGAGCUGCGCUGAGAGUUCUUCAGGUCGAGCUCGCCAACUCAACCUACUCAGUCCCAUCCAGUCUCCUCUUUCCCUCAGUCGAAAUGCGCUUCCAAUUCCUUACUGCACUCGUGCUAGCUGUCUUUGCUGUCAGCGCCGCAGCGGCACCUGCGCCGGCCGAAGGCGAGCUCUCCAAGAAAGGCUACAGCCAGCCCCAGAACGGUGGCUACAACCAAGGCCACAACGGGCAGGGCAACGGCUACGGCGGUGGAGGUAACAAUAACCACAAUGGCGGCGGCAGCGGAUACGGCGGCGGCAAGGGCAACAACGGUGGAUAUGGUGGAGGCAAGGGCAACAACAAAGGCGGAUAUGGUGGAGGAAAGGGCAACAACAACGGAGGGUAUGGUGGAGGCAAGGGCAACAACAAUGGCGGAUACGGCGGAGGGGGCGGGAACAACGGUGGAUACGGUGGGGAUAAGAACCACAACGGCGGCGGCUAUGGUGGAGGAAACAACAACAACAACCACGGUGGAUAUGGUGGAGGUAACAACAACAACAACGGCGGCUACGGUGGAGGCAACAACGACAACAACGGCGGCUAUGGCGGAGGCAACAACAACGGCCACCACCAAUCCGGCGGCUACGCGCUGGCGAAGAAGAGCUACGGCGAGCGCCCUGGAUUUGGCUAUGGUCACGGCGAGAACCACGGACACGAGCACGAGCACGGUGGCUACGGCGGCGAGCACCACAGCGGCGGCUACUAUGCGCUUGUGAAGAAAGGAUAUGGCCACGACAACGACUACGGCCACCACGAACAGGAGCACGGCCACGGGUAUGGCCACCAAGGACAUGGAUAUGGCGGACACGGAUACAACUACGCCUAAACAAAGCGAGUCAUGGUCUGGAACCUAUUCCUUGGCCGAAGUGACACUGUAAUAACUCUUGUACUUUUCCCCUCCCGGACAAGGAAUCAGAAAACGUAAAAAACAUAAUCUGUACUACAUCCCUGCAACGAAUCAAUCAAAUGCUGUGCUAUCCAGUCUCUGCGAACUUUCCACCGAGGCGAUCUUAGAAAAGACAUCCCCACAGAAGAGUGAACACUCGAGUAGAUGUGGAA
This is a messenger RNA of Mycena citricolor, 1751 nucleotides long. Lineage: Eukaryota; Fungi; Basidiomycota; Agaricomycetes; Agaricales; Mycenaceae. The record is from the annotation of a GenBank genome assembly.